This is a messenger RNA of Drosophila bipectinata, 780 nucleotides long. It is a transcript of the gene HLH4C, whose product is annotated as Helix loop helix protein 4C. The record is from RefSeq and is a predicted model, not a curated record. Gene Ontology annotation, molecular function: RNA polymerase II cis-regulatory region sequence-specific DNA binding; DNA-binding transcription factor activity, RNA polymerase II-specific; protein dimerization activity. NCBI's taxonomy places the organism in Eukaryota, Metazoa, Arthropoda, Insecta, Diptera, Drosophilidae. Gene Ontology annotation, biological process: regulation of transcription by RNA polymerase II.
AAAAAAAAAAAUAGUGCAAUAAAUUGGGAUUACUCGGCACCUGCGACUGGUGAACCAGGCAAUCAGUCGAAAAAUGGUCUACGAUAUGACCCACAUGGCGGCGGGUCCGCCCCAAAGCAUCUCCCUGAGCCGCUACUACCUGGCCGAGGAGGACGAAAUGGUGGUGGGCGCCAAUAAUCCCCACCUGAUGAGCGAGGACUAUGCCGCCAGCACGACCCUCGACAUCGAUAAGAGGUUCCAGGCUCGAAUGGCCUGCGAAACGGCCGCCCAACCGGCUCCGCCGCCACCGCCCACACCUGCUCCCCGACGCCGGACCACGCCUAUCGCCCAUCUGGAUCCCUCGGAGCUGGUCGGGUUGUCGCGGGAGGAACGGCGUCGCCGACGACGAGCCACACUGAAGUAUAGAACGGCCCAUGCCACGCGGGAGCGGAUCCGGGUGGAGGCCUUCAAUGUCUCCUUUGCGGAGUUGAGGAAACUGCUGCCCACUUUGCCGCCGGACAAGAAGCUGUCCAAGAUCGAGAUCCUCAAGCUGGCCAUCUGCUAUAUUGCCUAUUUGAAUCAUGUGCUGGAGACACCCUGAGACAACGCCGGCGGAUCCAGCUCCAUGUCCAGUUCCAUCUCCACCGGAUCCGGUUUCGCCACCAGCUGCAUCUUUAACGAGGCCAACUUCUUUGCUCCGCCAUAGGGUGGACAGGGCCACAGCAUAUAUUAUUUUAUUCUAUUUUUUUUUUUAAAUUAAGAUUUAUGUGUUUUUAAAAAACAUUUUUUGAAAAGGGUUUU